CCACGUAGCCGCUGAGGCCGCCCCCGAGGACUCCGCCGCCGCCAGCGCCUCCGCCCCCAGCGCCGCCCCCGCCAUGGGGCCCAGCAGCUGCAGCUCCGGCAGCGCCGGCGCCGGCGACGCCAGCCCGCUCACCACCACCAGCAACAACAACAACAACAACGACGGCGAGAGCAGCAACAAGAACCCGCUGGAGGCGGGCGGCCCCGUGCAGGGCUUCUACCGCGACGCGUGCGUGCUGGUGACGGGCGCCACCGGCUUCGUGGGCAAGGCGCUGGUCGAGAAGCUGCUGCGCUGCUGCCCCGACAUCGCCACCGUCUUCCUGCUCAUCCGGCCCAAGCGCGGCCUCGACGUCGACUCGCGCCACCACGAGCUGCUCAAGCACCCGGUGUUCGAGCGCGUGCGCCAGGAGUGCCCGUCGGCGUUCCAGAAGGUGGUGAGCGUGAGCGGCGACGUGACGGAGCCGCAGCUGGGGCUGAGCGCGGCCGACCGCCAGCGCCUCGCCGCCUGCGUCAACGUCGUCUUCCACUCGGCCGCCACCGUCCGCUUCAACGAGAAGCUCAAGGCCGCCGUCACGCUCAACACGCUGGGCACGCAGCGCGUCAUCGAGCUCUGCCGCGAGAUGCGCCAGCUGCAGGCGUUUGUGCACGUGUCGACGGCAUACUCGAAUGCGGACCGGCGGGAGGUGCGCGAGGUGGUGUACCGGCCGCCGGCGGACCCCGCGCGCGUCAUCCAGUGCUGCGACGCGCUCAGCGACGACGCACUCGACGUCGUGUCGCAGCACCUGCAGGGCCGCCACCCCAACACCUACACGCUGACCAAGGCCAUGGCCGAGUGGGUCGUCGCAGAGCACGCGGGCGAGAUACCUGCAGCCAUCGUCCGGCCGUCCAUCGUUACAGCAGCUUGGCGUGAACCUUUCCCUGGAUGGGUUGACAAUGUCUGUGGCAUCACAGGAAUCAUGAUGGAGAUCGGACGCGGCACCAUUCGCAGCAUCAUAUGUGACCAGACACUUAUUAUGGACCUGAUACCUGUCGACUACGUUGUCAACACACUGAUCGCUGUUGCUUGGCACACAGCGACAUACAGACCCAACACAGUCAGAGUCUACAACUGCACAUCAGGAAUGAGGAACCCUGUCCAGUGGGCUGAGUUUGGAAGGCUGACACAGAAACACGCCUGCACAUCACCUACAAGACACGUUAUGUGGUACCCUGGAUUUACCUUCAGAACAAACAGGCUGAUGCACAAGAUAUGUGAGGCACUUUUCCAUAUUGUGCCUGCCUUUGUUGUCGACAUGGUUCUGCGACUACAAGGAGCCAAACCAAUCAUGAUGAAGAUUUCGAAGCGAUUUCAAAUGGCUGCUAAGACUGGUGAAUUUUUUGCCCUGCACGAGUGGAAAUUUCAUAGUGAUAAUUUGAUGGCAUUAAUGGAAGACGCCCAGGACAAAGCAUUAUUUGAUGUGGACAUUUCUGAGCUAGAUUGGGACCAAUAUGUCAAACAGUAUAUGCUAGGAAUAAGGAAAUUUAUCCUGAAAGAUUCUGCAGACACUAUACCUGGAGCACGGCGAAAACUUCAGAAGUUGUACUGGGCUCAUCGCAUUACUCAGGUGCUAACUUUUGUGUUUCUGCUGAAGAUUGUUAAACUGAGGUGAUUGUAAGGCACUUUACAAGUUAUCAGUGACAAUGAAUAAUCCUGGUUGUUACUUGCAAAGUUUGCAAAACUUGUCUACAAGGAACACUGCGUAUUUUGUCUUUUUCGGAUGAUGUUCCAGGACAUGUAAUACUGAGGAAAAUUCUGUUAAACUAGAAUGUGAGUGAAGGAUAUGCACAUUCAAAGAAGGCCAGUUGCAUUUCUGACAGGAAAUAGUCGUGGAAUUCUGAAUUCUCUGGUUGUUUUGCUAAAAUAUAUUUUAAAUGCUCUGGUUAUCAGACCAGUUUUGUAUGAAAUAGAAACAAAAUUCUAGGCCAAUCACUCUCAGUGAAAUAAAAAUUGUGGUUUUUAUUCUCAUUUAUUAUGCUGCAAAGUGUAUUUUUGCACAGGGAGGAUUCCUCAGUAUGUCAACAUAAAAAAUCAGAAUGUGACAGCCCAACCCUCAGUUUUCAACAAACAAUGUGUCUGUAAGAGCUGUGCCCUUCCAGAGGUAGUCAUUGGAAAAUUUAAAAAAAAUCUUUUGAAGAUUAAAUAGGAUGUACUGUCUAAAAAGUGCUUAGUUUUAUUUUGUGUUACUCUAUAAAUCUGUGUGUGCUUCUUUUAGGUUUAUACAUUUUGUCUUACAAUUGUGUACUGAAAAUAUAAAAUAAAAGUUGUAUAAACAUGUAUCCAAUUGGAGAGGAAUAUUAUCAUGAAUGAGCAUUUCUGAUGAUUCUUAUUGUAACAUUAUGUGUUUUGGGAGAACAGCAGGUGAGAUGGACACAGCAAGAAAUAAGGAAAUAAAGCUGUCAUUGUUCAAAUCCGUCCCAGGUUUUAUCAUAAAUGGGAAAUGGUGGAAGGCAGAUUUUUGUCGUACAGUGAACUCCAGUAGCGUGUAUUUUGUGCAUAUACACUUCAUUCGGACCUGUAAUUAAGCCUAUAUAACCUGUACUGCUUGAAGUUUUCAUUGGCAUAAUUAAUAUGACAUCCAAGAUGCAGCAAAAUAACUGUGAUGUGUUCACUGUUAUUUUGAUUUUCUGAGUUCCUCACUCUUUUUCCAUACUUCUUUUUCUGUAUAUUGACAUAUCACUUUUGUAAGUACUUAAAUGCUACAAUUAUGAUUAAUGCUCAGAGUAUAAGAAGUUCAGUAAUUGAUACUAUAAUGGUGAGAAACUAUUUUGUGUUGAGUGUAUUAAAUUUUUCUAAAAAGCAGUCAGUAUAACACAACAAAAGUUGAUUGACUCAUGAUAAUUACUGAUUAACCACAAAUAAUACAUCUCUGUUACAUUUUCAUGUUAUUUUUGCCUCAUGAUUUGACAGAAUGGUGAUCUUAUGUGUCAGGAAAAAGCAGACACUUUCUGUACAACUGUACAGGCCAGUGCUGGUUGAUAUUUGUGGUUUGGUGAAAUAAAUACUGUAGUUAUGCAGGUAGUUAUAAAUGCAUUUUUAGCAUUCAGGGUGAAAUAGUUAGGAGCUGUAGAAUGAGCAUCCUUUCACUUCACUUUCAGGAGCUGAAGCCUGUAGUAUGACAAUGAAAAAAAAAAUCAUAAAACUGCAAGCAGGUGGAUUUUCAAUAUCUCACCUGUUACGAGUUUGCUAUGUAAGCGAUCAAGAAAAGUUUUACAGUGUAUAUUGCUGACUGGAUAGGCCAUUAGACUAUUUUCUUCCUCGUAUUUGCAGAAUUUUCUGGUGAAAAUUUAUAUUUUUAGUAAUGACAGUAAGAUGAACAUGACACUGGCACAGGGGGUUUCAGUAAAUACAAUGACUGACAUGUGGAAAGUCCCACACAAAAAGGACCUAUGUGUGUCCUAGUGCCUCUUCAUUAAAUAAGUCUCUUUGAAGCUUAUAUAAAAUGAUGUACAGUAUAUAACUUUCAGUUAUUUAUAAUUCUUCAAUAAUUGGUAUAUUUGAAAUGUGAUGUGCCUUUCUCCUAUAUGCUCUUUCAUGUAUGCACAUUUAGCUGUUGUUAUGAAAAAUUUUCUCUAAUUGUUGAGAUAGUAAGCUGUUGACAACUAAUUGUUUCUGUACAAUAUUUGAAAAUAUAUUUCCAUUGGCAAAGAUUACUGUUCCAUACAUGGUUAUUAAGCUAUAUCUUACACUUGUAAUAACUUUUAAAUUUGUGAUUUGUUGUCAUGGACCGUAUUCAGUUACCAUGAGCUGUAUGGAAAAUAGUGUGCAGUCAGGCUUUCAAGUUCUGUAUGAUAUUUGACCAUUAAUAUUUGUUACCUCCAUUUUCAACAUAAUAAAAAAUUUUAUAUGCCUUUUUAGUAAGAUCUGUAUAAUGUAAAAUUAGUAUAUUUUUACAUUAGAUGAGCAACAUUACAGUGAAGAAAGAAUAUUCAUUUUUUAUUAAAACCAAAUGCUAUGACAUAUUUUACAUAUAAUUAAAUUUGAUUUGGUAAUUUUUUAAUUUCAUAAAUAGAAUUGGAUCAAUGUUUAGUUCUUUCUUCAGAAGUCAGUGGCUACUUAAUUAAUCACCAGAAUAAAAUAUUAUAUGUUCUCCAGGAUUGUUGAGCACGUUAUUGGAUGCAAUAACAUGCAUAAAGCAAAAUUUCAUUUCACACUGAGAAUGAUACUGAUUGAAACAUUACAUGCGCUGUAUUGUAAGUGAUCUGGCCAGAAAGUGAUAUAAUAGAACAUGUCCAUAUUCUUACAGAGUGUAUAAUUCUGUCUCAAAAAAGUGAAGAAAUUGUUGACUGGUAAUUCACCACUGCACAAAAAUACAAAUAUUUCAUUUUUAUGGCACUAUGAAGUGUGUGUCUAUCGCCAACAGAAAUUUUCUGCAUAUUUAAAUAUUUAACCCAUUCACUUUUAAAGCAGUUAUUGACCAAUAAGUGUUUAUAAGGGUCUGCUAAGAGGUAAUAAAAGUAUCUGUAGUGUACACAUUUGAGUGGUCAAUGUACAUUUACUCAUUAAUUUGAUCAGGCAUUGCAGUUGUGCUAUGGUCACUAAGAAUGCUAAUAUUUAUGAUGACAUAUGUUCUUCAGAGAAAGUUUGAAAAUCUUACUGCUGAUUAUAUUUUACUGUUCUAACAUGGAAGACUGCAGAUGAACACAUGGCAUCUGUGUGUGUGUGUGUGUGUGUGUGUGUGUGUGUGUGUGUGUGUGU
Molecule: messenger RNA, 4734 nt
Organism: Schistocerca cancellata (South American locust)
Lineage: Eukaryota; Metazoa; Arthropoda; Insecta; Orthoptera; Acrididae
Product: putative fatty acyl-CoA reductase CG5065
Exons: 7
Coding region: 74-1648 (524 amino acids)
Biological process (GO): long-chain fatty-acyl-CoA metabolic process
Cellular component (GO): peroxisome
Molecular function (GO): alcohol-forming very long-chain fatty acyl-CoA reductase (NADP+) activity
Source: RefSeq, a predicted model, not a curated record